AUGGCUUUGCUGGCUGUAAAGCUUCUUAUGUUUCUUCUUGUUAUUAGCGGCAAACCUGGCUCAGCUGCUGCUCUGGAUGACUGUGUUUUCUUGGGGGAAGAAGAGAAAAACAGUCUGUACGAAGAUGGAGACGUAGUUGUAGGGGGCUUAUUUCCUCUACAUUACAGCCCUUUGUCCUCUCUUGUAACAUAUAAUGCAAAACCAGCACCUACUAUGUAUAAAUAUUUCAGCUCUCGUGCCUUGCGCUGGAUGCAGACCAUGGCUUUUGCCAUCCAAGAAAUCAACCAGCGCAGUGAUCUCCUGCCACAGCUCAAGUUAGGUUUCCACAUCCGUGACAGCUGUGACGACAUACCCGUGUCUUUGAGAGCAUCUUUGCUGUUGGUGAACGGCCAGCCAGAAAGCGUGAACAGAGAUGAAAGGCAGGGAAAAAACAAUGGCUCUAAAUUAGGUUGUGCUGCCAUAAACAGGACUGUAUCCUCCGUAAUCAUAGGAGAUGCUGGCUCGGGGGAGUCUAUGGCUCUGCUACGAAGUCUGGGUUCUUUCCACAUCCCCCUGGUGAGCUAUUUUGCAUCCUGCAGCUGUCUGAGCAACCAAAGGGAAUUUCCCACCUUCAUGCGCACCAUGCCCAGUGACACCUUCCAGGUCAGAGCCCUGGCUCAGCUCGUCAGCUACUUCAGCUGGACUUGGGUGGGAGUCAUCGGUGUGGAAUCCGAUUACGCCCGCUUUGCCAUCCAGCUCUUCCUUCAGGAGUCAGUGCAGUACGGCGUCUGUGCUGCCUACACUCACUUCUACCCUGUAACGCUCAGUCAGCAGGCUCUGGAUGAGCUUCUGGAUGUUAUUCAGAUGUCGUCGUCAAAGGUCAUCAUUAACUUUUGUAGUGAGUCGGAGAUGCAGGGCAUUCUGAGAGAGGUCCGACGUCGAAACAUAUCCGGCCUGCAGUGGAUCACCAGCGAGGCCUGGGCCACCGCCAAAUCUCUCUGGGAAAAGUCUGCAGAUCUCCUGACGGGGACGCUGGGAUUUGCCAUCCGAAGGGCCGCCGUGAUUCCAGGGCUGAAGCGACAUCUCACCAGCCUCAAUCCAGCCCACAUUCAUAAAUCGGCUUUCUUGGCAGAAUUUUGGGAAGAGACGUUCAAGUGUCGUCUCAAUGGGUCAGUGAACAAACACUCUCAUGGGGCUGUCAGCUACCUGGACAGACCGCCGUGUGACGGGAUGGAGGAUUUAAAUGAUGUUUACUCUCCUUAUUCUGAUGUGACACAGCUGAGAGUGUCUUAUAAUGUCUACAAGGCCGUGUAUCUGGUGGCUCACGCUUUGCAAGACAUGAGUAUUUGCAAAAUUGGAAAGGGGCCUUUCUUAAAUGGCACCUGUGCAGACCCAAAGAAUUUUAAACCUUGGCAGCUCAUUCACUACAUGAAGCGUGCAAAUUUUUCUGCACUGGGGGAGAAAAUCAGCUUCGAUCAAAACGGAGACCCCAUUGCUUAUUAUGAUCUACUGAACUGGCAGAGGAGGCCUGACGGCUCCUUACAUUUGGUUAAAGUAGGUUUCUACGACGCCUCGUCGUCCGCUGGACGAAGCCUGGUCAUAAACGACUCAGCGAUCCGGUGGCCUUUAGGGAAGCAGGCUUUCCGGUCUGUGUGCAGCGACAGUUGUCCUCCAGGUUCUCGCAUCGCCAGGAGAAAAGGGGAACCCAUCUGCUGUUAUGACUGUGUCCCAUGUGCAGAGGGAGAAGUUAGUAAUAUGACUGAUGCUUUAGAGUGCUCACGCUGCUCAGAGGACACAUGGUCCAAUAAUGCCAGAAAUCUCUGCAUCCCAAAGACUAUCGAGUACCUGUCUUACCACGAGUUGGUGGGUAUUCUGUUGUGUGUUGCAUCUGUCCUCGGAGCUUUUAUUUCCAUCUCCAUCAUUGUCCUGUUCCACACAUAUAAAGCCACACCACUGGUUCGGGCCAACAACAUGGAGUUGAGCUUCCUUCUCUUGGUGUUCCUUGUCGUCUGUUUCCUUGUUGGCCUCUUGUUUAUUGGGGAGCCUUCAGACUGGCUUUGCCGCAUCCGGUACCCAGCAUUUGGGAUCAGUUUUGCCCUCUGCAUUUCCUGCCUGCUGGCCAAGACAGCGGUGGUCCUGAUGGCUUUUCGAGCAACACUGCCAGGAAGUAAUGUCAUGAAGUGGUUUGGAUCCAACCAGCAGAGAGCCAGUGUGCUUUUAGGAACAGCUGUCCAGGUAAUAAUCUGUCUUAUCUGGCUGCUCACCAGUCCACCUCACGCCACCAGUAACACAGAUUAUCACAGUGCCACCAUCAUCAUUGAGUGUGUGACUGGUUCAGAGGUUGGCUUCUGGUGUGUUCUUGGAUAUAUCGGCAUCCUCGCCUGCAUGUGCUUCGUAACGGCUUUUUUGGCACGAAAGCUACCCGAUAAUUUUAACGAGGCAAAAUUCAUCACCUUCAGCAUGCUGAUAUUCUUCGCAGUGUGGAUUACUUUUAUCCCAGUUUAUGUGAGCACGGCUGGAAAAUACACCGUGGCUGUUCAUAUUUUUGCUAUUUUAGCCUCGGCCUUCGGGCUCCUUUUUUGCAUUUUUGCUCCAAAGUGCUACAUCCUGAUUUUGAAACCGGAAAAGAACAGCAAGAAACACAUGAUGCAAAGGUGA
This is a messenger RNA of Stegastes partitus (bicolor damselfish), 2637 nucleotides long. Its product is annotated as extracellular calcium-sensing receptor-like. The transcript has 8 exons. Gene Ontology annotation, cellular component: plasma membrane. The record is from RefSeq and is a predicted model, not a curated record. Lineage: Eukaryota; Metazoa; Chordata; Actinopteri; Pomacentridae. Bases 1 to 2637 code for a protein of 878 amino acids. Gene Ontology annotation, molecular function: G protein-coupled receptor activity. Gene Ontology annotation, biological process: G protein-coupled receptor signaling pathway.